GCAGAACUACUCGCAGAACUGAUGGUACACACUAAACAAAGUUACAGCGAGUUAUUCGGGAUAAAGUUCUUGUCUUAACCUUGGGAAGAUGACUUUUUGCAAGACCUGGUCCGUUGCACUCCUGCUGCCUCUGCUGAUAUCAGCCCAGUAUCAAGUGGACAACGGAAUAGUCGUCCCGGAGCACGGAUUUUGUCAGCCGAUUACAAUACCCCUGUGCACGGACAUAGCCUAUAACCAAACCAUAAUGCCAAAUUUAGUGGGACAUUACAACCAGGAGGACGCGGGGCUUGAGGUGCACCAGUUUUACCCCCUUGUAAAGGUACAGUGCUCGCCGGAGUUGAAAUUCUUCCUGUGCUCCAUGUAUGCGCCUGUAUGCACAGUUUUGGAGAAGGCCAUUCCUCCCUGCAGGUCCAUCUGCGAGAGAGCCAAGCAGGGCUGCGAGGCGCUCAUGAAUAAGUUUGGCUUUCAGUGGCCGGACCGGUUGCGCUGCGAGAACUUCCCUGUGCUGGGAGACGGACAAAUCUGCGUGGGCCAAAACGAUUCCUCCGCCGCCACCGUCCCACCCGUCAUCUCCGACCCGGGGAAACCGGGCAUCUCAGUGGGCUCCACACACGAGAGGCCUUUCCAAUGCCCGCCUGUCCUCACAGUGCCCUCAUAUUUGAAUUAUAAGUUUCUAGAGGAGAAGGAUUGCGCAGCUCCCUGUGAGCCCUCGAGGAGCGGUGGGAACAUGUUUUUCAGUGACAAAGAGAGACAUUUCUCCCGUAUAUGGAUUCUGGUCUGGUCUGUGCUUUGUUGUGCGUCUACCUUAUUCACAGUAACCACCUAUUUAGUUGAUAUGCAGCGCUUCAGGUACCCCGAGAGACCCAUCAUCUUCCUGUCUGGCUGCUACACUAUGGUCUCCAUAGCCUUCAUAGCUGGCUACUUCCUGGGGGACAGGGUAGUGUGCAAUGACAGCUUUAACCCUGAUGGCUAUAAGACCAUCGUCCAAGGCACCAAAAAGGAAGGUUGCACUAUCCUCUUCAUGAUGCUGUAUUUCUUCAGCAUGGCCAGCUCCAUCUGGUGGGUCAUCCUGUCCCUCACCUGGUUCCUGGCAGCGGGUAUGAAGUGGGGCCAUGAGGCUAUUGAGGCCAACUCUCAGUAUUUUCACCUGGCCGCCUGGGCAGUGCCGGCCGUCAAGACCAUCAGCAUCCUGGCCAUUGGGCAGAUUGAAGGUGAUGUGCUCAGCGGGGUCUGCUUCGUCAGUCUCAGCAACCUGGACCCUCUACGGGGCUUCGUGUUGGCCCCUCUCUUCAUUUAUCUUUUCAUCGGGACCUCUUUCUUGCUGGCCGGCUUUGUGUCACUGUUCAGAAUCCGCACCAUCAUGAAACACGAUGGCACCAAGACAGAGAAGCUGGAGCGGCUGAUGGUGCGGAUCGGGGUAUUCAGCGUGCUCUACACCGUCCCUGCCACCAUUGUUAUCGCCUGCUUCUUCUAUGAGCAGGCCUUCCGCCCCCACUGGGAGCGCAGCUGGGUCGGCCAUAACUGCAGGGGCCUGGCCAUCCCCUGCCCUCUGCAGACCGGGCCCCGCAUGACCCCAGACUUCACGGUCUACAUGAUCAAGUACCUCAUGACGCUGAUAGUAGGCAUCACCUCUGGUUUCUGGAUCUGGUCCGGAAAGACUCUGCAGUCCUGGCAUAAGUUCUACACAAGGCUGACAAAUGGCAAACAUGGAGAGACCACUGUGUAGAAUAAAGGGACAUCUGUAUGUUGCUGUGACUAAUUUGUGUAUUAUUACCUGUUUCUCAUGUGAUAGGUAAGAAGCACACGGAGUAGCCGUUAGUUCUUACAGCAUUUGUAUUCGCCUCAGCUUAAUAGCCCCACAUGCAUGCCAAACUGAGGGUUAGGGUUUGACAAAAGGACAAGCUGGAUAAACAAGGACUGAACCUAACUGUCUGAACAAAUAACAAGCACGGCUAUGGAUGCCAUGUGCCGAAAUGCUCACCUCCCCCUCUCUGGCUCUUUUUUUUUUUUUUU
Xiphias gladius (swordfish) is the source of this 2013-nucleotide messenger RNA. RefSeq names its product frizzled class receptor 2 (gene fzd2). Gene Ontology annotation, biological process: non-canonical Wnt signaling pathway; canonical Wnt signaling pathway. Gene Ontology annotation, molecular function: Wnt-protein binding; Wnt receptor activity. NCBI's taxonomy places the organism in Eukaryota, Metazoa, Chordata, Actinopteri, Istiophoriformes, Xiphiidae. The record is from RefSeq and is a predicted model, not a curated record. Gene Ontology annotation, cellular component: plasma membrane. The transcript has a single exon. The coding region runs from base 89 to 1726 and encodes 545 amino acids.